Dicrocoelium dendriticum is the source of this 285-nucleotide messenger RNA. NCBI's taxonomy places the organism in Eukaryota, Metazoa, Platyhelminthes, Trematoda, Plagiorchiida, Dicrocoeliidae. The record is from the annotation of a GenBank genome assembly.
AUGAGGGACAAUGUCAAUCGAGUGCUGGAGCGUGAGGCAAAGUUGACAGAAAUUGACAGUCGAGCAGAUGAUUUACAGGUGCAAUCUCGGCAGUUCGAAGCGGUUUCCGCUCGUGUGAGGAGAAAGUACUUUUGGCAAAACAUGAAGAUGUGGGGCAUCAUUGCUAUGGUUGGCGUUGCUCUCAUUGUGGUAGUGAUUGAACAUCACUUGAAGUGGUGGAUCGGUUCACGCACCUUGCUAGGUGUCCAACUUAAUUUUCAUUCAACCCCGAUUAGUCUAACGUAG